This is a messenger RNA of Brassica napus (rape), 1995 nucleotides long. Its product is annotated as probable sugar phosphate/phosphate translocator At1g06470. The transcript is spliced from 12 exons. Gene Ontology annotation, cellular component: cis-Golgi network; endoplasmic reticulum-Golgi intermediate compartment; Golgi apparatus. The coding region runs from base 481 to 1728 and encodes 415 amino acids. Gene Ontology annotation, biological process: UDP-glucose transmembrane transport. Gene Ontology annotation, molecular function: antiporter activity. NCBI's taxonomy places the organism in Eukaryota, Viridiplantae, Streptophyta, Magnoliopsida, Brassicales, Brassicaceae. The record is from RefSeq and is a predicted model, not a curated record.
UUGAAAUUAAAUUUUGGGAAAAAUAGUAGAAAGUUGCUUGUUGGAAUAAAAUACUGGUAACGCAAGUUGCAUUGUCGGAGAACAAGGAGACCGAUAUCGGUAAUUGUUUUCGUAAAACUCCAACAACCAUCGGUUGCGAGUUGCGAGUUGCGAGUUGCGACUCAAAAUCAAAUCAAAAGCUCCCACGCUUCGAUCAGAUCCAACACGCCCAUUUCUCCUCCUCUUCCUCUUAGGGUCAAACGUCAAGUGAUUUCCAUUGCACAUUCACCAGAAACUGAGGUUCCUACCUUCCUUGAACUCACUUCAUAUAGAGAGAGUUGAAGACUGUAUCAUUUGAACAUAUCUGUUUAUAGUGAAUGCCCACUGUGUCAAAGAUACAAUUUUCCAAGUCCCUGUUGGGUGAAUAAAGGCUUGCAUGCUCUGUUAGAGUGGUCUGUGAAUGGGAGCCAAAAAGGUCUGACUGUUGAGUUUAGAUUAUUGAUGGAGCAAAGAGUACAGCUACGCUGUGGUAGCACUGUCGAAGCUAUAUCCACUCAGGGAGGUUUAGACAGAGAACAGGUUUCAGAGCCGCUUGAUAUUGAAAAUGAAACCAGCAAGGAUACAAACCACCCCAGCAGUUUUGAUGUUGGUUAUAGUUCAGAUGAUAACCUCGAAACGUUGCCUAAAGCUUCAACAGAGGCUAUCUCUCCCGCUGACAUACUAAAAACACUCUUCUUUAUACUUGUAUGGUACACUUUCAGCACAUUUUUGACUCUGUACAACAAAACUCUCUUAGGAGAUGAUUUGGGGAAAUUUCCUGCUCCCUUGUUAAUGAAUACCAUUCACUUUUCUAUUCAAGCGGUUUUAUCAAAGAUGGUAACAUGGUAUUGGUCCGGAAGAUUUCAACCUGAUGUUACCAUAUCAUGGAGAGACUAUUUCAUUAGAGUUGUACCAACGGCACUUGCAACUGCUUUGGAUAUAAAUCUAAGUAAUGAGUCACUGGUCUUCAUAUCGGUUACUUUUGCAACAAUGUGCAAAUCUGCAUCCCCAAUAUUUCUUCUUCUCUUUGCUUUUGCCUUCAGGUUGGAGUCUCCAAGCCUGAAGCUUUUUGGCAUUAUUUCAGUUAUCUCAGCAGGAGUGCUGUUAUCAGUUGCAAAGGAGACAGAAUUUGAGUUUUGGGGUUUCGUUUUUGUUAUGCUCGCUGCUGUCAUGUCUGGUUUCCGCUGGUGUAUGACCCAAGUUCUUUUGCAGAAAGAGACCUACGGCCUGAAAAAUCCCUUCACAUUUAUGAGUUACGUGGCACCAGUGAUGGCUAUAGUGACUGGUCUUCUUUCUCUCCUUCUGGAUCCAUGGAGUGAAUUUAGAGACAACAUAUACUUUGAUAGUGGAGCGCAUUUUACUCGAACUUGUUUCUUGAUGCUUUUUGGUGGAGCACUGGCUUUUUGUAUGGUUUUAACAGAGUAUAUUCUUGUUUCGGUCACCAGUGCUGUAACCGUCACAAUAGCUGGGGUCGUUAAAGAGGCUGUCACUAUAGUGGUUGCAGUAUUUUACUUCCAUGACGAAUUUACGCGGCUGAAAGGAUUUGGUCUGAUGAUUAUCAUGGUUGGUGUCAGUUUGUUCAACUGGUACAAAUACGAGAAACUACAAAAGGGGCACAAAACAGAAGAUGAUAAGCAUCUACAAGCUCCAAGUCAGACUGGAAAAUAUGUGAUUCUUGACGAGACUGAUGAUCAAGAAAAUGGUCCCUAAGCAAUAUUUUUGUGUGUUGGGCCCUUACACCGUUCUCUGGUAACUCGUUUAUAUUGGGACAUCAUUAUAUGUGGACCUUCCUUGAGAAAACAUUUGGAAAUUUUGGAUGUUUCCUUGCCUUCAAAAGAGAUAGAAGAACACAGGUCAUUUGAAGAGUUUAAAUAAAGUUUUCUCACUCUUUUGAUUUUUGUAAUUCUAUUUGUACUCGACAGUGUUAAGAAUUGUUCCAUAUAAAGUAGUAAGCAACCGAUCAAAUUCGGUCCAAUA